CGUCGACAUGCCUCCGCCCGGAAAAGCCACUGUGCAACAAAGGCGUCGUAGACGGCCGCUGAAUUUGAAGAAGUAUUCGAAAAGAGAGCGCGUGCAACAGCUCGAGGGUGUCCCGACAGAAACCGAAUGGAAUGCAAUGAAGCGCCUCGGAUCAUUCACUAUAGAUGUUCAGGAGAAGCUGGAUGAAGAGAAUUAUUAUGACACUGGUUCUUCGAGUGACCCAGAUGAUUCGGGUGACACCGACACGACGAGCAUUGUGACUACAGGAACUGGAACGAAGCUAAUAUCACGACCGGUCACAUUUUGCAAGGGCAACGAUGCGAGGCUCUUUUCGGUUGACGAUGAUACCGAAAAUGCGUGGAUUGGGAGAAUCCGGCAGAUUCGAAGGGAUCUCACUGAUGAUAAGGUCUGGGUGAAGGUCUACUGGUACUAUUCGGGAUUCGACAUUAAGCAGACCCUGCUGCGUAAAUUCAACCCUGCAGAUUUUUCUCCAUAUGAAAGAGCAGCCUCUGACGACUGUGACAUUGUCUCUGCACGCUCUUUCCUUGGAGUGGUCUAUGUACAUGACUAUGAUGAGCACAGACUGGAUCCCCCCGACAUAGAACCAGACACGUUCUUUACACGGACAUACAUUCAGCCUCAGAAGAAAAUCAUCGAGCCAAAACCUGGGACGGAGACAUGCCUGUGUAGACAGGCAUAUAUCCCGUAUCCUUGGCAAGGUUCUAGCAUUGCCUCGCCUAAGGAUGACGCUGCUCCAGACAGCAUGCACUUCUGCCCGCGGGAGAACUGCCGCACUUGGUACCACACAUCAUGUCUGAUGAAGUACGGAAGGGUUGAUGAUUUCAAUGUUACGUGUUAUGAAGGAGACCGUGGCGUGCGCCUCCUCGCUGUCAAUCCAGACAGUGACCUUGAUUGUGCAGUGCUAAGCAGUUUCUCAAGGCCGCACGACCUGGAUGACUCUACAAGCGAGACUUCAGAACUCAACCGCUCCCUGUCCGGCACACCUGCCACCACCUUCUCCACCCUCGCACCACCUCUCUCUCCUCUCUCCCUCUCGGAAAUUAUCGAGCAGAUGGCCGUGUCCUAUCGCAUCGCCCACCUUCCCUCCUCCCUUGUGCGUCUCGCGCAGAGCCCAAUUGUCCGCCGACCAGGCAUUCCGCCACCCGACUCGGGCUGGAGCGCAGUGGGGAACGUGAAGGAGGUCGUGCUUGCGCGGCGAUUCGUGUAUGCUGCGCUUGAGGGAUUCCAUCCUGAGAACGGCGAGCAUCCUGCCGGACAGAUGGAGGAGAGGAUGAGGGAUAUGGAAUCGCUGUUGGAGGCGAUGGAACGGGGUGAGAUAUGGGCAUUCGAUGGGGAGGCGGGGGAGCACGAAAGGGAGGAUAUGGAUGUUAUGAUGGAUGUGGACGGAGAGGGCGAGGAACACAUGAACGAAGAGCGUGAGGCUGGCAAUGGCAACAGUCACGCAAGCGGCAAUGCUGGAGCAGGAGCUAUUGUGGAUGACAAAGAGCGCCGACUUCAAAUUCUCGAGAAGCUAUGUGUAGAGCUCACGGAGACUAUUCUUCUGGCAUCCCCAUAUCAACCGUAUUGGGAGCGACGUGAGCAUGAGCUCGAGACAGAAAUGUGGAUGAACACCCCACCACUGGUAUGUCCAAAUUGCAGGGGUGCCAUCUAGAGUCAGGUGCAUAUGCUGGAUGGUAGCUGGGAACAUCUCUUUGGAUUCAUAGAUACCAUGCGAUAGUUGAGCAGGUUGUGGACGAGGUCCGCUUGCAUUGUGACUGUAUAUGCAUCAGUG
Laetiporus sulphureus 93-53 is the source of this 1792-nucleotide messenger RNA. RefSeq lists its product as uncharacterized. Bases 8 to 1672 code for a protein of 554 amino acids. Lineage: Eukaryota; Fungi; Basidiomycota; Agaricomycetes; Polyporales; Laetiporaceae. The transcript is spliced from 9 exons. The record is from RefSeq and is a predicted model, not a curated record. Gene Ontology annotation, molecular function: chromatin binding.